This is a messenger RNA of Ilyonectria robusta, 1141 nucleotides long. RefSeq lists its product as uncharacterized. NCBI's taxonomy places the organism in Eukaryota, Fungi, Ascomycota, Sordariomycetes, Hypocreales, Nectriaceae. Bases 355 to 1029 code for a protein of 224 amino acids. The record is from RefSeq and is a predicted model, not a curated record. The transcript is spliced from 2 exons.
AAAAAAAGUCAUGACAUGAUGGUUCGCUUGUGCGAUUGCAUGAAUGUGGCUUUGCAUUGUUUGUGCUAAUUUGUGAAUCCAUGCUGGACAGGGUCAUCACCUAACUUCCCUGGUGAAUUGGUGAAUGUGACCCUGGACAAUGGAAGUGGAGAUGGGAUAACUUUUAUCCCGCAGCCGCAGCCGCCGGGAUCUUUGCCGGGUCUCUUAGAGCAGCUUUUGGUGGGCUACGCGCCCUUAUCCGAGGGGUUGGCGGUUUAACCCCAGCCUCGCGGGCAUUUUCACCUUCACCUCCACCUCGACUUUCAGCCUCAUCUGCGUCUUCACCCUCACCACAAUCCCGCCAAAAUCCUCACCAUGGGCAUCCUCGGAAAGACCGUCUUCACCGCGCUGCUCGGCACCUCGACGGCCGCCGCGGUUCUCGCGGCCCGCAACCCCGUCAUCUCGCCGCUGCCCGCCAACGAUCCCAUCUGGUGGUCCAAGCCCUACAAGCAGCGCAACCCCAAUCGCAACCCGGCGACCCAGGAUGUGUGCAUCAAGCGCAUCCCGCUCGACAAGAUCCGCCCGGAGCUGCUGAAGAAGGACGGCGAUCUGACCGUCGAGUUCUGCCGUGGCCUGUGGAGCGGUCUGGGUUUCACCAUCCAGCAAAAGUACCUAGAGUACAAGUGGAGAAGCCCCGAGACUGAGGACCAGCUCUGGGACCAGGAGCAGCUCGCUGAGAGCACUUACGAUAAGGGCACCAAGUUCACCGACCACUUCGAGGUCGUCGAGAAGACCGCCCGGGACAUUACUGUCCGUUGCGGAGACUCGCCACGCAACCAAGGCCUGCGAGGCUCCGACGGCCUCUUCGUCAUCAGCACCAGCAUUGACCAGGUCCAUGGCGAGGUCGAGCUGAGGCUCAAGAGCUGUCUCUUCCACAGCGAAGGCAAAUUCCCCGGCAACAAGGGGCCGAUGCCCGGGUGGAUGGAGGAGAUGCACCAGUGGUAUGCGCGAAUCUGGUCCGAGACGGCGGCGCGCAAGCUGCUCAAGUAAGGCCGAGAGUCUACUGGUCCCCUUGCCACUAUGCACAUGUCGGGAACUGUACAUAGAGAAGAUGAUUUGCUCAGCAAUUGCUUUAAAUAAACUUUAUCUCAACUUCAAAUCC